Molecule: messenger RNA, 1466 nt
Organism: Callorhinchus milii (elephant shark)
Lineage: Eukaryota; Metazoa; Chordata; Chondrichthyes; Chimaeriformes; Callorhinchidae
Gene: zbtb35
Product: zinc finger protein 131
Exons: 6
Cellular component (GO): nucleus
Molecular function (GO): protein binding
Source: RefSeq, a predicted model, not a curated record
GUUGCCCAGCAAAGCUUUGACGCUCUCUCCUCCUCAGGUCACCAUUUUAAGGCCCACAAAGCGGUGCUGGCCGCCUGCAGCCAAUUCUUCUGUCGCUUUUUCCAGGAUUUCAGGGAGGAGCCUCUGGUGGAGAUUGAAGGGGUGAGUAACCUGGCGUUCCGUCACUUGAUCGAGUUCACCUACACGGCCAGGCUGAUGGUGCUACAGGAGGAGGAGGCGAGCGAUGUGUGGAAGGCGGCCGAAUAUUUACAGAUGGAGGAGGCCAUUAAAGCUCUCAACAACAGGAACAAAGCUUCCUCUCCGGCCAGCAGUGCCGAGGGGGCCGGGGGAAGGAAAGCCAAGAAGCGGACCAUCGCCGAGACGUCCAACGUGAUCACGGAGACGCUGCCGUCCAUCCAGGAGCCGGAGACGCUGGAGAUCGAGCAGGACGGCGCCGUGUUUGCGGCCCAGAUCGUGGAGAUCGAGGCAGCCCCCAGCGUGGGGGAUGCCGGAGAGGGGCGGCCCGGGGCCGAGGAGACGUCGGUGGGCUCUGCAUUGGCCCUGUUGGCUGACAUCACUAGCAAGUACCAGCAGGACGAGAGGGAGCGGGAGCUGGAGAAGGACGGGGAGGCGGGGGCUGCCGUGCGGGAGGUGGGGGCGGAGGCGGGGGUCCAUGUGGUCGAGGUCCUGGCUCAGGGAGACAAGCUGUUUUGCUGUGAGAAGUGCAGCCGCUCGUUCAGACUUUACUACCACUUUAAGGAGCACCUGAAGGUUCACUCGGGUGAGAUCUACGCCUGUCACCUGUGUAACAAGCGCUACACAAGGGAGAGCGCCUGGAAACAGCACCUGGCCUGGCACCAGGAGGAGGAGGCCGGCAGCAAGAAGCCUCGCUGUAUGCGCAAGGUCCACGUCUGCCAGUACUGCCAGAAGCAGUUUGACCACUUUGGACACUUUAAAGAGCAUCUCAGGAAACACACGGGAGAGAAACCCUUCGAGUGUCCGAACUGCCACGAGCGGUUUGCGAGGAACAGCACACUGAAAUGUCACCUGGUGGCUUGUCGCACUGGCGUGGGCGCCAAGAAAGGCCGCAAGAAGCUGUACGAGUGCCAGGUUUGCUGCAGUGUCUUCCCGAGCUGGGACCAGUUCAAGAGCCACCUGGCGGUGCACACGGGGGCCAAGCCCAACCAUUGCACUUUGUGUGACAUGUGGUUCAUGCGCCCGGGCGAACUGCGGCAGCACCUGAGGGAGGUGCACGGCCUGGCACAGCUCGAGCCAGAGGCUGAACCCGAACCAGAGCCAGAGCCAGAGCCGGAGACAGACCCCGAGCUCUCCCACAUCGUGGUCCCCAUGGAGCUGAUCGAAGCUGAAGCUGUGGCCGGCGAGACCGUCAUCGAGCAGGUCACCGUGUAGCGACCAUCACCGGCAAGAGCAGCCACGCACUGUCACACUCACCCACACUGUCACACUCACAGUCACACACACACACU